AUGGACAGGAGUCCCAAAUGCGAUCAGUGGGUGCUCCCCAUCAUCCAAGGCUACGUCCACCUGUCACAAAUAGCGGUGGAGCCCGCAGACAGCAACCCACUGAACACUGAGUCUCUGACCAACACUAAUUCGUGCGAUGAGACCUUUACUUUGGGCUUGAUUUCACGGCGGUCGCGGUACCAGGCCGGCACUAGGUACAACCGCCGCGGCAUCGAACCCGGUGGCAAAGUGGCGAACUAUGUGGAGACAGAGCAAAUCGUCUCCAUAGUCUGUUCUGACAGCAUUCACAGAGCUUCCUUCGUGCAGGUGCGCGGAUCGGUGCCCAUAUUUUGGAGCCAACCAGACUACAAGUUCAGGCCGCCUCCUCGCCUUGAUAGAUCCGAAGAGGAAUCUCACGCAGCCUUCAAGAACCAUUUCCAGGAAGAACUGAACAUAUACAAGCAAGUGUGCAUUGUGAACUUAGUGGAGCAGCAGGGAAGAGAGCGGAUCAUAUGGGAGACGUAUGGCAACCAUGUGCUGAAGUAUAACAGCCCGGAUAUCAUAUACGCUACGUUCGACUUCCAUGAGUAUUGCCGCGGCAUGCACUACGAAAACGUGAGCAUCCUUAUCAACGCGAUAGCAGACAUCAUCGGCGAGAUGCGCUUCUGUUGGCGCGAUGACCGCGGCUUGAUCUGUGCGCAGAAUGGAGUGUUUAGGGUCAAUUGCAUCGACUGUUUGGACAGGACUAACGUUGUUCAGACUGCGAUAGCGAAAUACGUGCUAGAACUCCAGCUGUGCCGGUUGGGAUUAGGAACUCCGGGCUGCGGCCUGCCGCCGGCGCUGCGCCACGCCUUCCUCACCAUGUGGGCCGACAACGGAGACGUCGUGUCCAGACAGUACGCCGGCACCAAGGCGCUGAAGGGCGAUUACACAAGGACAGGCGAAAGAAAAUUCACCGGCAUGAUGAAAGAUGGCGUCGCGUCAGCUAACAGAUUCAUCAUCUGUCAUUUCAAUGACGCACUGACGCAGUGCGCCAUAGACAUCGCUCUCGGGCAGCCUGUCAAUAUGGCGGCCAUAGACGAAAUAGACGACUUUUGGCGCGAUUUAAAAACGGCGUCCAUGAUGGUAUUUGAGAAUAUGGACACUGAAAGGCCUAAGUUAGAGUUGAUGCCAAGUUACUUUGGACAUCCAUUGGCUACUGAGUUUGCGACGGCUGAAAUUGCAUACGGAUUGGGGAGGUCAACAUACACUAUACCAGCUGAAGUUCCUGGAGCAUUAACUCUGCUUUACAGCCGUUUCGACAUGCUGACCUACCGCAGAUUGUAG
Molecule: messenger RNA, 1305 nt
Organism: Ostrinia furnacalis (Asian corn borer)
Lineage: Eukaryota; Metazoa; Arthropoda; Insecta; Lepidoptera; Crambidae
Product: phosphatidylinositide phosphatase SAC2-like
Exons: 10
Coding region: 1-1305 (434 amino acids)
Biological process (GO): regulation of endocytic recycling; phosphatidylinositol dephosphorylation
Cellular component (GO): clathrin-coated endocytic vesicle; early endosome
Molecular function (GO): phosphatidylinositol-4-phosphate phosphatase activity
Source: RefSeq, a predicted model, not a curated record